This is a messenger RNA of Clunio marinus, 243 nucleotides long. NCBI's taxonomy places the organism in Eukaryota, Metazoa, Arthropoda, Insecta, Diptera, Chironomidae. The record is from the annotation of a GenBank genome assembly.
AUGGCUGAAUCGACCCACUCGGAAGACACAAACACGAAUAAAUGUUUACACAUAGGACGCCGUCAACGACAACGCAACUGUAUCGCAAAACGAAAUUGCAUCACCACCGUCGAGGGCUGCGUAAUCGAAGACGACUUUUAUUCACUCUUAAUCGGAAUACAACAAGGUUAUACUUGUAUUGAUUUGAGACAGGGAAAAUAUGACCAAGCAUGGAGAUUGAAGAAAAAUAAGUUGACUACUUGA